AAUGGAACUGGACAUGGAUAUGGAUAUGGGAAUGGGCAUGGCAACGGGCUUCCUUUCGGACGCAGACAUGCAGAUGGACGAACCGGCGGCCGCCACGCAAUCGAUCUACCCGCAUUCGGCGACAUUAUUCGCGGCCAUUAGUGCCUGUGUCUUUGUGACGAUCGGCGUUCUUGGCAACCUGAUUACCCUGCUGGCGCUGCUCAAGAGCCCCACGAUACGGGAGCACGCCACAACCGCCUUCGUCAUCUCGCUGAGCAUCUCCGACCUGCUCUUCUGCUCCUUCAGCCUGCCACUGACCGCAGUGCGAUUCUUCCAGGAGAGCUGGACUUUUGGUACCACGUUAUGCAAGAUCUUUCCGGUGAUCUUCUACGGCAAUGUGGCUGUUUCACUCCUCAGCAUGGUGGGCAUCACCCUGAACAGAUAUAUACUCAUCGCUUGCCACAGCCGCUACUCGCAGAUAUAUAAGCCCAAGUUCAUAACCCUGCAGCUGUUGUUCGUUUGGGCCGUGUCCUUUCUGCUGCUGCUGCCGCCCAUACUGGGCAUCUGGGGCGAGAUGGGCCUGGACGAGGCCACCUUCUCCUGCACAAUACUCAAGAAGGAGGGACGAUCGAUCAAGAAGACGCUGUUCGUGAUCGGCUUCCUGCUGCCCUGCCUGGUGAUCAUCGUCUCGUACUCGUGCAUCUACAUUACGGUGCUGCACCAGAAAAAGAAGAUUCGCAACCACGACAACUUCCAGAUCGCAGCGAGUGCGGCGGCCAAGGGCUCCUCGUCGUCGGGAGGCGGAUCCUACAUGACCACCACGUGCACGCGCAAGGCGCGCGAGGACAAUCGACUGACCGUCAUGAUGGUCACCAUCUUUCUGUGCUUCCUCGUCUGCUUCCUGCCGCUAAUGCUGGCCAAUGUGGUGGACGACGAGCGCAAUACCUCGUACCCCUGGCUGCACAUCAUCGCCUCCGUGAUGGCCUGGGCUUCCAGUGUCAUCAACCCGAUCAUCUAUGCGGCCAGCAAUCGCAACUACAGGGUGGCCUACUACAAGAUCUUCGCGCUGCUCAAGUUCUGGGGCGAACCGAUGUCGCCGAUGCCGAGUAGAAACUAUCACCAAAGCAAGAACUCCAAGGAGCUGUCGGGCGUCAUCCGCAGCACGCCGCUCUUUCACGCUGUGCAGAAGAAUAGUAUUAACCAAAUGUGCCAAACAUAUUCAGUAUGAUCGAGCUCGCAGUCGAGAGUCUGUGUAACUAGAGCUUGUAAUUCAUAUCAAUUACCUACUUAUUACUUGUUAGUUCAUAAUUAUUUACGAUGUAUGGCCGUGCUUACAUCAAAGACAAUCGAAUUAAAUACAUAUACGUAGACCAAUUGAGAA
Messenger RNA from Drosophila simulans, 1360 nucleotides. It is a transcript of the gene Tre1, whose product is annotated as protein trapped in endoderm-1. Gene Ontology annotation, biological process: G protein-coupled receptor signaling pathway. Lineage: Eukaryota; Metazoa; Arthropoda; Insecta; Diptera; Drosophilidae. The record is from RefSeq and is a predicted model, not a curated record. The coding region runs from base 2 to 1207 and encodes 401 amino acids. Gene Ontology annotation, cellular component: membrane. The transcript has 6 exons. Gene Ontology annotation, molecular function: G protein-coupled receptor activity.